This is a messenger RNA of Malaclemys terrapin pileata, 1801 nucleotides long. It is a transcript of the gene PRSS57, whose product is annotated as serine protease 57. Gene Ontology annotation, biological process: proteolysis. The record is from RefSeq and is a predicted model, not a curated record. The coding region runs from base 20 to 775 and encodes 251 amino acids. Lineage: Eukaryota; Metazoa; Chordata; Testudines; Emydidae. The transcript is spliced from 5 exons. Gene Ontology annotation, molecular function: serine-type endopeptidase activity.
AAGAGCAAAGAGAGAGAGCAUGGGGAAUACCAGCCUGCUGCUCCUUGUUCUCAUCCCGGCAGGUGCCCUGGGGAGCUGGAUUAUCGGGGGGAAGGAAGUCAAGCCCCAUUCCCGGCCCUACAUUGCUUCCAUCCAGCUGGAUGGCCGACAUGUCUGCGGGGGAUUCCUGGUCUGGCGCAAGUGGGUGAUGACGGCGGCUCACUGUGUGAUUCCCAGACAUUCCUCUGCCGUGCGCGUCGUGCUGGGGGCUCACUCCCUGAAACACCAGGAGGCCUCUCAGCAGAUCUUCAGCAUCCGGGAAUCCGUCAUGCACCCGCACUUCAACGCCCGGACGGUCCACAAUGACAUCCGCAUGCUGGAACUGAACAAGUCGGCCACCUUUAACCAGUUUGUGAAGCGGAUCAGCCUCCCCCGACCCAACAUCGACCUCCCUCCUGGGGUCGUCUGCAGAGUGCUGGGCUGGGGCGACACCUCCAAUUUUGGCACCAUCCCCACCGAGCUCAGGGAAACCAAGACGACCAUCGUGGACAGGAAGAUCUGCAAUGCGCUGUGGGUGGGUCACGUCAACAAGGACAUGCUGUGCGCCGCCAGCCUUAACAGCACCCUCCAGGGGGUCUGCUCGGGGGACUCUGGGGGCCCCCUCAUCUGUGGGGGCAGAGUACACGGCAUAGUCUCCUUCUCCGGGCAGCGGUGUGGGAAUCGCAGGUACCCAGACAUCUACACUCGGAUUUCCAAGUACAUCUCCUGGGUCCACGACGUACUGAAGCGCUUUUAAUACUGGAGACGAGAGCUCCGGGGGCUCCUUUUGUGACAGGGAUUCUGAAGAGGGGGAAGUUGGGACUAAGAAAAAGAGGGAGGGAUCUUUCUCUGUUGGGCAGUUAAUGUGUGUUUCAUUAUAAAGUCUAUGGGGUCUGGUGUUUAGGAUGGGGCGGGGGGAAAUGUGCAUCAGGACUCGUGAGUUCUAUUCCCCGCUAUGUGAGGGGCAUGUGGUCUAGGGGCAACUAGCAGUUGGGGCUUCUGUGUUUUAUUCCCACUUGGCCACUGACUGAAUCCCUUCCUCACACUGUGCCUCAGUUUCCCCAUCUGUACCAUGGGCAGAAAGGUACCUACCUCACAGGGCUAUUGGGGGAGGCUUCAGGAGUUAGUAUCUGUGAAGUGCUUGGAGAUGCUCAGGUGAAAGGGGCAGAGAGGUGAUGCCCAUCAUCUUGCCUGAGGUAUUUCAGGACAAGCCUAGCUCUGCAGUAGCAUUGUACCAUCUGGGCCUACACUUCCCUGUCCUACGCAGCCUCACAAAAUGAGCGUACAGAAGGAUACAUGCCUGGAGGAUCAUCACCCAAGCCGCAUAUAAUGCUUGAUGUAAUACAACAGCCCAGGAGGGUCAGGCUUGAACCUACAACCUUUGGAUCUAAGCACACAGGCCUCUAUGGACUGAGCUAGAAGAGCCACCUCUGUGUCUUCUUCACAAACCUCUAUGUAGCCCAGCCGCUAGCAGUGACAAAGCCCCUCCUUGUUGGCCUGAGUUACACCGCUACCCUUUUCACCGGGCUGUCCCAGACAGCCACCACAGGGCAGCGUGGGCCCCACUCUCCCCCGAUCAGUAUCACAGCCUCUGGGCCUGCAACGCUGGAGCGUUCCGCUUACAAACCUCCGCUCGGAGGACACCUGAAAACCUGGCCGAGGCUGAUCCAUCCUGUUACCUCCGUUGUUACCAGGGCUCUAGUAUCCCUGCAGGGACAUAAGCGCUUUGCUGGGAGAAGCUGGAAUGGCCGUCGCUGCUCGCUCCGCUUUGUUUCUGCUCCUC